AGGGGGAGUAGGGCCUAUCGUCGCCUAGGGUCGCUUCUGGGCAGGCCAAGGGGAAAGGUAAGGCGAAAGUGGCUGCCACUGACAGUGAGCCUAAGAAAAAGAGGGGGGGUAAUAACCCCAAGGAUUCACACCCCGCCAUCUUUGUCCCUGGGUAUGAGUGGGUUAGAGGAGAUGUGGGUACCUUCAAGAGUAGGUUCAUGUCUUAUCACGAUGUGAACUCUGUGUGUAGUUCACUCGUGAUUAAUAGGUCGCCUGUUUCUGAGCUCAUCCGGGUUGAGCCUUGCCAACCUGGAGAGCGUGUGUAUAUGCCGUGUAUUGUGAACACUCCGUUCUUCUACAUGUACCGCUGUUUCUUUAGGUACCUCGGUGUUUGCUUACCCUUCAACGAGUUUGAGUGUCGGUUUCUUAGAUUUAUAAACGUGACCCCUUGUCAAUUGCAUCCCAACAGUUGGGGGUUCUUGCUCGCCUUUCAGGUUUUGUGCUCAGCUUUGGGGAUGAAUGCCUCUUUGCCUGUCUUCCUUCAUUUCUACCAGCUUAAGCUGGGUGAGCCUCCUCUAGGUUGGGUGUCUUUGAGUGGGAGUAAGGCUGGAGGGGUAUUUCAACUUUACUCUUAAUCGUACAAAAACUUUAAAGAGGAGUUCUUCCGGAUCUGGCUAUAAACAAUGAUCCGAUGACCGAGGAGGUCUUCCAUUUUGGGGGGAGCCGAGGUUCCCCUUCUUCUGGCAACAAAGCCCAACGAAGUUUAACGGGCCGAGUUGUAUACGUUUGUCGGACUCGGACAGGGAUGACAUUGCCAACCUGGAGGAGUUGUCGUGGCCUUUGGAUAGCAAACUUGUGUUGUCGAUGGCGGGUUUGAAGAAUAAAGAAAGGGGGUUGGAGCAGUUGAUGGGGAAGAGUAAGUGGCGCGAGCUGAAGGCGAAGUCCAACAUCGAGGAGCUUGAGGUGCCCGAGCCUGGUGAGGAGGUCGCUCCUCUAGAGACUCGUCGCAAGAGGAAAAGGGGGCCCGACGAGGUCAGGGAGGCCUCGAAUCUUCCAGUUUUGGAGGAGGUGACGUCGAAGAUCACCGAUCCUCCUGGUACGAUUGAUCUGACCGUCAGUCCUCGGGCUGAGUCACCAUCGAGUGAGCCCGUGGUGGAGGCUAUUCCGCUAAGACAUGCGACUCUGACAUCAGCCUUGGUCGAGGUUAGCGAAGGAGGUCCGAGCUCUCCCGCCAUUCCAACAACGAACUCAGAGAGGAGGCUCGGAUUUAAGAAGAAACUUGCAAACUCCGAGCCUCCAGAAGGUACAACACGCAAGUCCGACCUCGCUCUUUCUGGGUCGGAGACCUAG
Messenger RNA from Cajanus cajan (pigeon pea), 1329 nucleotides. NCBI's taxonomy places the organism in Eukaryota, Viridiplantae, Streptophyta, Magnoliopsida, Fabales, Fabaceae. The record is from RefSeq and is a predicted model, not a curated record.